Molecule: messenger RNA, 1308 nt
Organism: Closterium sp. Yama58-4
Lineage: Eukaryota; Viridiplantae; Streptophyta; Zygnematophyceae; Desmidiales; Closteriaceae
Source: the annotation of a GenBank genome assembly
AUGACUGAUGCAAAAGACGGCGUUUCACUGUUCGAUCACGCGUCUGGCACUGCCGCUGCUCCCGCUCUUGACCGCUCACAGUGGCAGACUCGCGAUGCUGCUGCGCGCCUCGCUAUUCGCAACCAUUUGCCGAUCACUGAGCGCGCGCAUUUUAGCCAGCACAAGACUGCUAAGGCACUGUAUGACGCUGUAGUUGCGCGCUAUUCGUCCCCAGCCACUGCAGCCGUAGGUCGUCUCAUCCUGCCCUACCUAUUCCCUGACCUCUCCUCGUUUGCCACCGCUGAGGACCUUAUCUCUCACCUCCGCACUAGUGACGCUCGCUUUCGUGCCGCCCUUCCAGACGACUUCCUCGCCCAGAACCCCCCCCCGUUGUACUUUACCCUCUACAUCCUCGUCACCCGCCUCCCUGACACUCUCAGUUCAGUCAGGGACCACUUCCUCGCCAAAGACCCUACCACUCUCACUCUAGCCGACUUCGAGCAGCAGCUCCUAGCAGCAGAAAAGAACAUCCUCGCUGUAGGUGCUGCUCGUGGCACUCCUCGCACUCCCCUCUUUGAGGGGUGCUCCCCCUCCCCCCUUGCCCCCUCCUACGCCUCUGCUGCUGCUGCCGUCGACCUCCUCGGUGCUGAGAAGGUCGCAGCUGCUUCCGCUCCUAGUGGGAAGCGCAGCGGCACCAAGGGCGGCGAAGGGUUGCAAGGGUGGUGGAGCGGUGGAGGAGGCAGCGGCGGUGGUGGGGGCGGAGGCAGCGGUGGUGGUGGCGGAGGUGGGGGCUGGAGUGCGGCCGGCCCGAAAGGAGGCUCCAGUGGUGACCAGGGGCAGCAGCAGCAGCCACAGAAGAAGCAGCAGCAGCAGCGUCAACACCAGACGCCCACGUCUCAGCAGCUUCAUGACUGGUACGCUCAGCGUGGGGCGUCUGGGGUUGCUGGUCGCUGCCCCUAUGUCAUUCGUGCCGACCUGCUUAGGCGUGAUGUUCCUAUCUUUGAUCUUGACUAUGAUGCAAUCCUUGCUGCCAUGUAUGCAUUGACUGUUAGUGCUGAGGGUGACUGCUACUUGUGUGUCCCGCCUGACCCAGGUAUAGAGACUGCAGCCCUAGGUGCUAGUGAGUCUGCUCUCUCUGGUAUUGCGCCUGCUGAGGCCUUGCACACCUUCACACUUGACUCAGUGCUUGCACGGUCCAGUACUGUGCUCCCGUGUCCGGCGGUCCCGUCCGGUGAGCUGUCAGGUCUCCACAUCCCCUCGUUCUCUACGAACCUGGUGAGCAACGCCGUCCUUCAGGAUCAUUGGGUUGACACCUUUACUCCUGGUUGA